Lucilia sericata (common green bottle fly) is the source of this 3904-nucleotide messenger RNA. RefSeq names its product serine-rich adhesin for platelets-like. The record is from RefSeq and is a predicted model, not a curated record. Bases 196 to 3852 code for a protein of 1218 amino acids. The transcript has 3 exons. Lineage: Eukaryota; Metazoa; Arthropoda; Insecta; Diptera; Calliphoridae.
AUUCACUUCUUUAAAUUUAAACGAAAUUUAUACAUUUCAACAUAGAAUUUUCUUCUCAAAUUACGAUCAAGCUUUUUAUUAUAUCGGACAACAAUAUGGCUAUCCAAACGAUUUCAAAUUUUAGACUGCAAUGUAUGUCGAUUGCAUGGAAAUUAAAUAUCAAUGAUUUAACAUUCGAAGUUAUUCAAAAUUUAAAUGAUGAGACCACCAGUGCAAAAAAGUGCAUUGCAGCAAAAUGAAGCAAAUCGUUUGCAACAUCAUCAACAGACACAUAAGCAUUUACAACAACAAAAACAAUUGCAACAGCAACCGGAUAUUAUAGCAACAAACUUUAGUGAUUUACAGCAAACCGAAACAAUAGCUCGAAAAUCAAAAUUAGAACAACGUGAAUUACUUGUUGAGAAUCAUUUAAAUAGCGCCUGUUUUGCUCAAGUGCAUCAUCAGCAGCCUACAACCAGGCAACCACCGCCGCCACCACCGCCAGUAACAGCCAGAACAAUAGCACGCAAAUCAUUGCCAACUUAUUACAACGAUUGUUAUCAGCAGCAGCAACAGCAACAUCCCACUCCCCAUUUAGCUAAUAGUGGUGGCAUUCAAAACAAUAGAAGAGAUUCUUCAGCGACUGUGAAAUUACUUGAUCUCAGUACAUCGCCACCAUCACUAAACGAACCACAGUUUCGAAAUCAAACAACAACUUCAGCUGAAGUAUUACAGAAUCGCAUUUCCUCCAGCAACAAUACAAACAAUAGCCAGCAACGUUUCUCAUUUGCCAGCCAGUAUUCAUCACGUUCAUCGUCCAGUGACGACAGUAGCAGUAUCAGCUUAACAACUGCCUGUGCUAGUUCAGCAGCUGCAUCGGCAGAAGUGGGAGCUGGCCAUUACAAUACCUACAACAAUACAUUCGAUGAUGCAGCAGAAAAUUUCAUUAUAAAUUUUCCAGCCGAUACUUCACCCCUGCCAGCUCAACCGUCACUUGUUGUUGCGGCACACUCUGACUAUUGUCUGCCAUUGUCCGAAACGGAACCGCUGUUGACGAAUAUUGAGUCAACUGUCAACGAUAAACAACGUUCGAUUUAUCUAAAUAAGAAUAGUGCUUCCUUGAUAUUUACGCGCAAGGACUUAUCAACACAAACAGCAGCAAAGACUGCAGCAGCCAACACAUAUCAGCAACAACAAAAGCAACAGCAAUUUAAAUCACAAUCGAAAACAAAUAAUAAUUUUAAUGGAACGCCUGCUUCGCUCAGCUCCAAAUCGUUUCCAGGUACAACUUCAACAGCUACAAACAAUAGCGGUGGCCCAACCAAUGUAAGACGUCAAAAUCAUUCCACGUUACGUUCAUUUUCCGAAGAGAAUUACAAGCGUAAACCCACAAAGCAUUUACCAGCAACAUAUCAUCAGCAACAUCGUCGUAGCUUACAACUUAAUUACAAUAAUAAUCUUGUGACUACAACAACUUGUGGCACACACGCCAAUAACAAUCACUGUUGUGGUGGCAACAGUAACAGCGGUAUAUCCAAUUCAAAUUCAGCAGUUUUGCAUAAAACUCAUCAUAGCAACCAACAGCCGUUGCAACGACAACAACAACAACAACAGCCCUUAUUUAAGCAGCAGCAACAGCAGGGUCAUCACUAUCAGCAUUGUAGUUUAAAUUCAAAUACAACAAACAACACGGCAACUGCAACACGCAAACAAUACGCGUACUCUUGGUACGCUCCCGUCUAUAGUGCUCUUGAGGAGGAACUAGAACAAGAUUCUAGGGAUUCCUCGCCAAUUCACAAUCUGGCCAAUACAAAGAAACAGCACAUCAACCAAUACCAUCAAUCUCACGAUCUUAAUUCUUCGCUAGCACCAACAACUGAUAACGAGACAGAAGCACUACUAGAAACCCGCCAUAAUAUUAAUAUACAAGCUCAUCUGCCGGCCAACAAUCUUAAGAAAGAAUCGAUAACUAAACAACUUCAUCCCGCAAAGUUAUCACUACAAAGUACACGGAAUCCCUUGGGCAAGGGGAAUCAUCAAGCGACCAAAGGAAUUGGCCACAGUGGUGGAGGAGACGUUAACGCGGUCGAAGGAUUUUCAAAUUAUGACUUGGAGGGCCCUCAUGCAGGCUCGUUGGGGCUUGCUGGGGGCCCACAACCCAGGCGUAUACGUUUCGGCAAUUUUCUUAAAUCUUUGGUCGGUCUGCGACCAUCAGUAUCAAAUCGUAAUGUUAAUGGUGUGGUUGGUGCAAACACUUCAAAUUCUACGGCAAAUGAACCAUACGAAGAUGAUGCUGGCAGCCCACCAUUGGCAAUACCAUCAUCACCGGAAAUUACCAUUACGCGUACGCCUUCCGAACAAAAUAUGGUCGUUAUGCGAGAUCCUUCGGGUUACCGCGAGUACAAUGCCUACAGUAGUAGGGAAAAGUUAGCAAAUUUCCAUCGUGAGAGAGUUGUCAAGUCGGGCAGUACGUCAUCCCUAAAUGUUAUGCAACAAAAAUUGUGGAAUAUUAUGCGUAGAGAGGGAAGUGCAAUAAGUCUGCAUCAAGAGAAAUCACAGUCUAUUGUCCACUAUACGGGUCUUAGGAAAUGUGAAACGGUUUUAGCCCUAACACGACAAACAACAUCUCCUUGUUCACCCACAAUGGGUGCGGGUGCGGGUGCUGGAGUUACGAGUAGUAAUUCCAGAAAUCAUUUAAGUGAAAGUCAUGCAACACGUCUGUCGUAUACGGGUAGUGGUAUAUUCAGUGCUAGUGGUGUGGAGCAAAUACGUCCAUUAAAUCGACUGAGGAAUAGUAUUUCCAGUAUGAACAACACUUGCUCAAGAUGUUCCAGCCUCCUGUCGUUGGCUGCCUCCAGUUCAAGAUAUUCUUUGAAUAAUACAACAAAUCCUAUGGCUCAUACUUCCCAACAGCACCUACGCCAAUCUAGUAACAUAAGCAGUAGUAAUAUUAGUAAUACAUUUAGUCGCAGUCGCGAUGGAUCUGUCGAGACCGGUCUCCAUUUCGCCGUUAAGCGUAAUAGUCGAACAUCAGCCUUGGGUUCACAACGAAAUUCCACCUCCGGUGCCAAUAGCACAACCAGCAGUCGAACACCAUCAAUAACCUCACCCACAACAACCACCGCAACUACCGCUUCCACAAUAAAGCUUACAACACCACCCACCGAUAAUUCUUUGUCCGUACCUCUUCUCUCGCCGCCAACAACCAACUCCAUGUCUUUAACAUCAACUGUAAUGGCACCAGUCCUCAGAGAGAGUGUAAGUUUUCCCGCUGAAUCAGCGUCUCUGUUAAAAGUUGCCAACAAAAAAGAAACGUCAACCAUCAAAAUCAAUGAUGAGGGUGAUAUUAGAAAUGUGGACUACGAUGUGAUUGAUGGUGUCUAUAGAAAUAACAGUAACAACACCAGUGGCGGCAGCAUUAUCAACAAACCCUGUUCUUCAUCUACAUCCUCCUCCAACUCCACACUUUUACCGAUUUCACAAGUGAACGUGACUUUAUCGACAAAUCCAAAAACAUCAGCUUCAACCACCAUCACAGAAACAGCUGCAGUUGCAUCCACAACAACUGAAUCUAUAAUGGCAACAAUAAUGCAACAUUGCAACACUCCAAAUGACUCCCUCACCCCUACUACUACACCAACAGCAACACAAGCACCACCAGCACGUCCAUUCGAAAUGUUCACGUGCAAGUUGUGUCUUAUCGAUGUCGAAAAUGCCAGCAAUUCAACUAUAUUACACCAGUGUGGCUGUCAGUUUUGUACCGAGGUAAGUUACCUUUUUUUUCCUUUUAUAUUCUACCUUUGUUUACUUGUUCUUCCACUUUCACAUUUUCUUUUUUUGGUGCCAUUCAGUUGUGCUCCAUUGAAUUACUGACUCCAUAGAGUGUGAAUUGAACACAAGGAUUUAUGUAGAGAAAACAUGUUUU